AUGGAGCAGAGGAAUCAGAGCGGGAGGGUAAGUGAGUUUGUGUUGCUGGGCUUCCCAGCUCCUGCGCCACUGAGGGCACUUUUAUUUGCCCUUUCUCUGCUGGCCUAUGUGUUGGUGCUGACUGAAAACACACUCAUCAUUAUGGCAAUUAGAAACCACCCCACCCUUCACAAGCCCAUGUACUUCUUUCUGGCUAAUAUGUCCUUCUUGGAGAUAUGGUAUGUUACUGUCACUAUUCCCAAGAUGUUAGCUGGGUUUGCUGGGUCCAAACAGAGCCAGGGACAGCUAAUCUCCUUUGAGGGAUGCAUGACACAGCUCUACUUUUUCCUGGGAUUGGGCUGCACUGAAUGUGUCCUUCUUGCCGUUAUGGCCUAUGAUCGCUAUGUGGCCAUCUGCCAUCCUCUCCACUAUGCUGUCAUUGUCAGUGGUCAACUGUGUGUGCAGCUGGCAGCUGGUUCCUGGGCUGGAGGUUUUGGUAUCUCCAUGGUCAAAGUUUUUCUCAUUUCUCGCCUCUCCUACUGUGGACCCAACAUCAUCAACCACUUUUUCUGUGAUGUCUCCCCGUUGCUCAAUCUUUCAUGUACUGACAUGUCAACAGCAGAGCUUACAGACUUUGUUCUGGCCAUUUUUAUCCUGCUGGGGCCACUCUCUGUCACUGGGGCCUCCUACAUGGCCAUCACUGGUGCUCUGGUACGCAUUCCCUCAGCUGCUGGGCGCCAUAAAGCUUUUUCCACCUGUGCCUCUCACCUCACUGUCGUGAUCAUCUUCUAUGCAGCCAGUAUCUUCAUCUAUGCACGGCCAAAGGCACUUUCAGCUUUUGACACCAACAAGCUGGUUUCUGUACUCUAUGCUGUCAUUGUACCUUUGCUCAACCCCAUCAUUUACUGCUUGCGCAAUCAAGAGGUCAAGAGAGCCCUACGGCAUACAUUACACCUAUACCAAGGCCAGGAUGCUAAGCACAGGAAAGCAAGCAGAGAUGGAUAG
Messenger RNA from Suricata suricatta (meerkat), 984 nucleotides. RefSeq names its product olfactory receptor 226. Bases 1 to 984 code for a protein of 327 amino acids. Gene Ontology annotation, biological process: G protein-coupled receptor signaling pathway. The record is from RefSeq and is a predicted model, not a curated record. Gene Ontology annotation, molecular function: olfactory receptor activity; G protein-coupled receptor activity. Gene Ontology annotation, cellular component: membrane. The transcript has a single exon. Lineage: Eukaryota; Metazoa; Chordata; Mammalia; Carnivora; Herpestidae.